Molecule: messenger RNA, 2455 nt
Organism: Sarcophilus harrisii (Tasmanian devil)
Lineage: Eukaryota; Metazoa; Chordata; Mammalia; Dasyuromorphia; Dasyuridae
Gene: GABRA6
Product: gamma-aminobutyric acid type A receptor subunit alpha6
Exons: 9
Coding region: 334-1713 (459 amino acids)
Biological process (GO): monoatomic ion transmembrane transport; signal transduction; nervous system process
Cellular component (GO): GABA-A receptor complex; synapse; dendrite membrane
Molecular function (GO): benzodiazepine receptor activity; GABA-gated chloride ion channel activity; inhibitory extracellular ligand-gated monoatomic ion channel activity
Source: RefSeq, a predicted model, not a curated record
AUGCCUCAUUCUAUUAUUGUCACUGUUCUCUCACCAUGCAUAGUCCCUUCAAACCCUCAUUUUCCAACUAAGCCAGUCAGAGAACCUUGAGUUGUGGUGAAGAAGUCUAAGACUGCAAAGAAAUUCCUUCAUAUGAGGGAGAAGGAAAAAGAAGGGCAUCUUCUCAUAUAUUCUCCUUAAAUUCUUCCCCAGAAGCUUCUUGAUCGACUGAAUUAUUGGGUUGAAGAUAAUAAGAAUAAAGGAUAUGCGAGGUCUUUGGAGCACUACUCCAGUAGACUGGUAGAGGAGGGUGGAAGUCGGGGGACUAAAAAGGGGAAGUACCUGCAUAGUACAAUGCACUGCAGAAUGUCCUUGUUUCUGAAGUGGCUGUACAUCAUUAUAUGCUUGGACAAUGCCCUGGGUGACCCUGUAUAUGAAGGAAACCUCUAUUCAAAGAAUAUCAGCAGGAUAUUGGACAACCUAUUAGAUGGGUAUGACAACAGGCUUCGGCCAGGAUUUGGAGGGGCUGUCACUGAGGUGAAAACAGAUAUUUAUGUUACAAGCUUUGGUCCUGUGUCUGAUGUGGAAAUGGAAUACACAAUGGAUGUUUUCUUUCGUCAGACAUGGACUGAUGAGAGACUGAAGUUCAGGGGCCCAUCUAAGAUUCUAAGUUUGAACAAUCUGAUGGUCAGCAAAAUCUGGACACCUGACACCUUUUUUAGGAAUGGAAAAAAAUCCAUAGCUCAUAACAUGACAACCCCAAACAAGCUUUUUCGGAUCAUGCAGAAUGGUACUAUUCUCUACACAAUGAGACUUACCAUCAAUGCUGAUUGCCCCAUGAGGCUGGUUAACUUUCCUAUGGAUGGACAUGCUUGUCCACUGAAGUUUGGGAGCUAUGCUUACCCCAAAAGUGAGAUCAUUUAUACAUGGAAAAAAGGUCCUCUUUAUUCUGUAGAAGUUCCUCAAGAAUCCUCCAGUCUUCUACAGUAUGAUCUGAUUGGACAGACUGUAUCUAGUGAGAUAAUAAAGUCUAAUACAGGUGAAUAUGUAAUCAUGACAGUUUAUUUCCACUUGCAAAGGAAGAUGGGAUAUUUCAUGAUACAGAUAUAUACUCCCUGCAUUAUGACAGUCAUUCUAUCUCAGGUGUCUUUCUGGAUUAAUAAGGAGUCUGUGCCUGCUAGAACUGUUUUCGGAAUUACGACUGUUUUAACCAUGACCACUUUAAGUAUCAGUGCUAGGCACUCUUUGCCAAAGGUAUCUUAUGCAACUGCCAUGGAUUGGUUCAUAGCUGUGUGUUUUGCCUUUGUCUUCUCUGCACUUAUUGAGUUUGCAGCUGUCAAUUAUUUCACCAACCUUCAGACUCAGAGAGGAAUGCAGAAGGUUUCCAGGAUGGCCCUUCCACCAGUCACAACAGUACCAGUGAAGGAUGAGAUUGUUUUGCAUCCUGAUUGCAAUUAUACUCUAAAGAAGCGAGUGAACUCUCUGACCCUGUCAAAACUUCCAUCACCUGAGGUGAAAAAGGUUCUUAGCAGAGCUUCUAACUCACAGUUGAUGCCUGACACACCAUCAUCAGCACCACUGCUACCAUUGCUACCACCAGCCACUGGUGGCACAAGCAAAAUAGACCAGUAUUCCAGAAUUCUUUUUCCUGUGGCAUUUGCAGGAUUCAACUUGGUAUAUUGGAUUGUUUACCUCUCUAAAGACACUAUGGAAGUGAGCAGUAGCAUUGAAUAGUUGUCAGACAAAAUAACCUAUAUUGAUAGUGUCUAUAUUUAGGGAAUCUGCAAUCUAUUUUGAAAGCAGCAAAAGCACUCAAAAUUUUAAAAUUGUAUCAAAUUUGAGAACAUGACUUAGAUAUUAUAAAGUAAUUAUACAUUAAUUAAUACUGGUAGCAAAAUGUGAAGGAUGGGAAAAAAAUUAACCUUUCUGGAAGAAAAACUAUUUUCUAAAAAUUUAGAAUGAUACUUAAGUAUAGAUAUAAAAGAUUUAAAGCAUUUUUUUUUGUCUAACAUUGAAGAAUAUUCCCCCCUGUUAAUCACAAAAUAAAGUGAAUGGAUAUUAACACCUCCAAAGGUUGCCCUAAAAUAGAUCAGUUUAGGUUCAUCUUACAAAAGAGCAAAAUUAUAAAAAAAUAUCCUAAAUAUUUAUCAAUAGGUGAAUAUCAACAUGGAGGUGACCUUUAUAUUGGUUAAGAAUGGCUUUCACUUGCGUUGUGAAAUCAACAUUCAGCCUGACCAUUAUUUUUUAACCUUGCUGUGCUCUUUUACCUCAAUAAAGUUUGGUAUUUGUAUAUCUAUGAAUUAUUCAUUCAAUAUAAAAUAUGUAUGCAUAUGUACAUAGUUUAAGUGCUAUUCAAAAAAUAAUGCAGCUGUACACUAUUAAAUUGUCCUUAAGAAAAUGUGCUCCACACUAUGUUCUAUAAUUUCUGGGGAUGUAAUGAUUAGAAUGAAAUCAUUAAAAGCUUAUAUUUUAUAUA